AUGUCUUCAGUAGAACCGAAUCAACCCAAUGAUUCAAACACGAUUAAUGAUACCGCCAAUUCUGCAGUUAACUAUAACAAGAGACAAAUUAAAUUUACAUCUCCAAUGUGGCGUCAUUUCACCUAUGAAGAAAUUAAUGGAACCAAAAAGGUUGUUUACAUAUUAGUCAUUCCUAUCUCCACUAUUGCUUCAGAGUCUUCUUUUUCUACAAGUGGUAGAAUCGUUGGUCCACAUAGGAGUAGACUUCUUCCGUCGACAAUUGAAGUUAUCAUAUGCACUAAAAAUUGGCUAUGGGCGGGUUGUGUUAUUGAUGGUGAUGAUGUACAUUUAGAUGAAGACGACGAGGAACUUGAGGUAAGAUUGUUCAAUUUAUCGUUUUGUAUUGAAUAA
Molecule: messenger RNA, 390 nt
Organism: Lactuca virosa
Lineage: Eukaryota; Viridiplantae; Streptophyta; Magnoliopsida; Asterales; Asteraceae
Source: the annotation of a GenBank genome assembly